UCCAAAAUGGCCGCCGGAUGGCAGGAAGCAGUAAAAUCAUCUGAUUUUGUGUACACAAUGUAUUGUUUUUAGUAAAUAUAUCAAUAAUGUAAUGCCGUGACAGAUCUUACCAAAUAAACUUUUUUUUCUCACAAUUAAACAACAUGAACAGACAUCAAAUUUUAACUGGUGCUUGCAACAGAGGAUAUUGUUAUGCCCUUGGAACAGUAGAAGGUGUUGUUUUUAUCGCUUAUGCAUCAGGAUGUGAUAUAGUUAUUUUGGCAAGUAACUUUGAGAGGGUGGUCACCAUCCCUGGUGUGCUACGGGGCAGCAUUAAAGUUAGCUGUGUGGAUUGUUCGACAGAUACAGGAAAGAUUGCAGCUAGUUUUGGUAGAAAAAUUCACAUUUUUGAGCCUACACCAUCAAACACUGACAGUAGUCAUGCAACCAUUUUAAGUGGAGAAGUGUUUCCUUCUGCGCCCAAAUCUGACAGACAAUGUCCCAGCAGAACUAAACAUGAGAUCGACAAGAAAUUGGACUACAGAUGGUUCCCCACGGCCGAGCUUGAUGCAGAUUGUUACAUUGAUUGUUUAAGUUGGAAUGUAGAAGGCUCUCGUCUUUUGACUGGUGGGGAAUAUAUACAGAUGUGGGAAUUUAUACACAGUGCACCCCCGUUACCAACAGUCCCACAAAAAGUAUCUUUCACUCUUGGGGUCAGUCACUAUGAUGAAGAUGACCCAGUAAAUCAACGUUAUGUUCAGGCCAUUGCUGACCCUGAUCAUGUGAAUGAACAUCAGGCUGAGCCUGAUCCUGGAUCAUGGGAAUGUGUCUGGAAAAUUAAGCCUGCAACACCAGUAACACAUAUUGAAUACUCACCAGACAGUUUUGUGUUUGCCAGUUUGGGAAAGAAUGAAAGGCUUGUGAAAAUUUGGUAUGAAGACCAGAAAGUAUCCCAGGGCCUGAUGAGACAUGACAGUGUUCUCAGCCCCAAGAAAAAUGCUGUACACUAUACAUUUGUAUAUAUCAGUCAUCCACGAGCUGUGACUGGAUUUGAGUGGAGGCAGACCAGUAAAUAUAUGCCUAGAGGUUCAGUUGCCAAUAUGUUGGUCACAUCUUGUGAAGAUAAUGUUUGCAGAAUUUUUGUUGAGACAAUUCUCCCUGAUGCUGGCCUUAUAGACUUAGAACAGUUUGAUCAAGCUAUGAGCUCUGAUCCGAAAUAUCAUACGCAGAGGCACAAAAGUAGAUUUGUACAGAGACUGAAAAGCUUAAAAGUAUUUCAUAAAAGAAGAAAACAUACAAAACUGGGCACAGAUGGUCAGCUAAAUGGACAAACCCUUCAGAACUCUUCAAGUGCCCAUGACUUUCACAAAUUUGCUAUUCACCACAAUGGUGUUUCUCCAGUACUACAUUUCCACUUGGCCUGUAGCAUCAACCCUGACACAGACAUUCCACUUCUCCCCAUUGUGGGAAAUAAAGAAGAUGUAGAUAAUAACUUCAGACUGCAUUGGUUGAAUAACAAGGAGCUAGAGUUUACUAUGGAGGCUGAAAAGUUAUUGCAAGAACUUCACCAAAAACUGAUGGCUGAAGAAGGAGGCAUGCACCAGUCAUCAACACCUAAUCAGCUGUUGAGUGAUGUUGAGCAAGAGGAUGAAAAUGAUGAUACAGAUGAUGAUGAUAUUGGUUCUGGUAAAAUAUCCAAAGUUAAGAUGAGAAAGCAUAGAGGAAAUCUUCCAAAAGAGAAUGGAUUUUCAUCUCACCAUUCAAGCUUUUCAUCAACUGAUGAUUUAACCAAAGAUGAAGACCACCCACCUGAAUUUCCUAUUCAUUUACUCCAGUCUGGACUAGGGGAACGUUUGGAUCGCAAAAUUGAUGCUCUUUUGUUGGACUGGCAUAGCAAUCCUGAUUAUGUCUUUUGUAUUCAUCCUGUGGAUGGAAGUUUUCUUGUGUGGCUGAUAGAUCAUCUUGAUGAAAGCACCCCUUUUACAUUCCAUCAAGCUCAAGCUAGCUUCUCAUCUCGUUUACCUCGUGCAUUUCCCAUACAAGAUGCUCGAAGUAUGGCAAACAAACUACUUAUUUAUUGCAAUUUUAGCAAAAUGGAUAUUAAGUCAAUCAAUCAGUCACUUAAUAGUGCAGCAUUGAAUGGAACAAGUGGAAGUCAUUCCAGCAAGUCAGCAUUAAAUUCCAAGGUGAACUUGUAUCCAAAUAUGCUAGUGCCCAACAUACACAUGGUCACCAAGCAUAACAACGGAACACUGAAUCAAUGGCAGGUCAGUUUUUCUGAUAACACCAAGUUUCAAAACAUAGUGAGUGUGUCCCAUUCCUCUCGUGCAUGUGGUCACAGGUUCAGGACCAACUCUGCUGCCUGCCAUCCAGUACUUCCUCUAAUGUUGACUACAUCACAUCACAAUCUUCCAGGAAGUGAAAAUGAUGAAGAGAAUUCAAGGCCACAAGAAAAUAUUCCUGAUAUGGAACAGGCUAUACCAACAUUUUGUAGUGAGUUGAUUCUUUGGCAAGUUAUUCCAGUUGGACCCUUAUCUAAAUCUGGUGGGCUAACAGAGCUAUGUCGUGUGAAUAACUCUAGUCCCUCAGCCUUUACCAGUGUGGCCUGGGUUCCUACAUUGUUACCAAGUUCUAUUUUCUUUUCAUCAUAUUCUAAUCCCAGCACUUGUCUUGGUUCCUACAGUAACAGUCCUAGUACUUUGUUUGUGGCAUCUGAUCGACAGUGUCUUCGACUUUUUCAAGCUGUCAUUGAUGCCAGAAGUCUUUUAAUGGAAAAAUCUACAACAGUUGAUAAAAAGAUGAGUUUUUCAUCUGCCAGUAGUUCCUCUGGUGGUCAUGACUUGCCAGUCAAUUUAAAAACAGUUGCUGCAGACCUAUUUAAUGUUGUUUCACUUCAGUCCUCCAAUAGGCCAGGCUGUGUUUUAGAACUGGAUGCAAUUAGUGAUGCUCUACAGGACUGGCAGAAUAUUCAACUUCUGCAUGUGUACCAGGAGCAGAUCAUCACAGGAGUUGACAAUAAGGGGACUAGUGAAGCAGUUGUGGAUCUAAGUGGGCAACACACUUUUGAUGAAAACUUCUAUAUUGUGGUUGUGGAAAAAAAUCCAGAGGGUGGAUCAAAUCUUCAUAUGUGGAAGAUAACUAUUGACUCUAAACCAGCUGCUGAAAAAAAAAACAGUUUUGAUUUUGAAGGGUCAUCAUUAGAUGGACAAAGUGAUGACAUUGACUUUAAACCAAAUUUGCCAAAGUCACAUCAGGUCAUGACAAUGUCAGUUCGGACAACAAAGGUGUGUUUCGAAGCUCUUUCACUGCCUGAUGGUGUUGAGGUAAUAUCUGCAUCUGUCUCAGGGGGACAUCUAAGCUCAGCCUCAAUCUAUCCUGCCUGCUAUGCUCCAUACCAGUUUGUUACAGCUUGCUCUGAUGGUGAAGUGCGAUUCUGGAGAUGUAACUUGGCCAAGCUAGAUGAAUCCCAGGGUGAACUGAGCACCUCCACUGUUACCAGCUAUGAAUUCUCCAUGGAUGAAAGUAAUAUGAAAGUUCAGCCCCAAGUGCAGUCCAAGAAAGAAUCCAUGAGGAAAGAACAUCUGUACAGUUGGUCGGAAUGGCAGCUGACUACAUCAUCUACUAACAAAUCUAGCUCUGUUUCUGUUUCAGGUAAACCAAUAGCUAUCAGCUGUGCCUACAGUGGUCGUCUAGCUGUUGCAUUUAGGUUAGGACCCAUUAGAAAACAGCCUGAAAAUCCUGACAACAAAUUGGUUAAUUUACGAGUUGUCAUUUUGGAAUGUGAAUCCACAGGUGGGUCUGAGUGGAUUCAAGAAGAUACAAUAGAACUGAAUAAUAUAAAAAUUCCUGAUCCCAAGCAUGAAAUCGACAUGCUUACUCUGAACAGUUUAGACUCACCCCAGCUGAUUGACUUAGACCAUUCCACUGUACAGGCUGCUUUCUUAACCAGGACCAAAUCUGUACCCAGUCUCAGUACUAUAAUGUCUGUUAGAAAGUCUAUUUCUGAAGCUGGCAAUAAAAAGGGACUCCUACGUCAGAAGUGUCUUGUACAGCUGGACUGGGUGUCUACAGAAGAUGGGUCUCACCUGCUGACUGUGGGAGUUGGUUCCAAGGUUCUCAUUUAUGGACAGGUCUCUUAUGAAAUAGCUAAGUCAUUGAAAUCUCUAAAUCAACAAGCAGAAGCCAGCAAUGAAGACAAAAGGUCAGCAUUUGCCAACAGCAAGAGAUUGGCUGUAAACAAAUCAAUGGUAGCUGAAGAUUAUCAGGAGGAAAUCAAAUGGAUGCAGCUCAAAGGUAUAGAACUCUCUACUGCAGAUGGAUUGCCUCCCUUACCAAUGCACAUUAAUUGGGUGCGUGCUGGAAUUCUGGUUGUUGGCAUGGACAAUGAAAUGCAAGUGUUCACUCAGUGGAAGCCUGACAAUGAAAGUAUAGAAGCAGUUGAAGAAGAUCCUGCCACUGACUCUCGAACACUAACAGAAGCCAAGCUUGUGACCGCUGCCUCCAGCUUGAACCUCUGCAGCAAUUUCAAAUCAAAAUCAAAUUUUAAGACCUCUUUCUCCAUGUCUAAUUUCAAACACAUUUCAAAUAGUGGUUUGCAGCCUGCCACUUCCAAGCGAGAGUCAGUUAAAAAAAUCAACCAGCCCUCUUCAGGUGUUAGAACAAACCAAGCUCGCAGUGAGAGUAUAUCCAGCCUGCCUAUGUUGUAUGACACUGGGCUGUUUGAAGCAGCCAGAUUUGCCAAUCCAGUUUUGCCACAGUACCACCCUAAGCUCCUCAUGGAGUUGCUCAAUUUUGGCAAAACUAAGAGAGUCAAAGCAAUACUUGCUCAUUUGGUCAGAUGCAUCAGCUGCUCUGAUGGUGUCCAUAGCAUUUAUUCUGAGGAACACCUGGACAAUGGACAUCUCUCUGUCAAACUUACCAGACAGAGAAGUGUAUCUGUCAGAAGUGAUAAUGAUGGCAAAGAAGCAGAGACUUCUGUCAACUAUGUGGAGAUAAAAUCUAUCCCCCCUCUCCCACUCUAUGCUUUGAUUGCAGCUGAUAAAGACACAGCAUCAAUUCAUACCAGCACAAAGGGAGCUCAUUCUACUAAAGAUAAAGACUACUCUGAAAUAUUGGAUGUUAACAUUCAAAAUACAGAGGAUGAUUUAGAUGAGCAACUUCUGUCCACGUCAGCAGAUAGCACUGACAGCACACCUCGUAGGCCUCGUUUACUGUCAAGCGGAAACAAACCCCCCACCGAUCCCUACAGUUUUAGCCCAGCCCAAGCUUCUGUUUUGAGGGAAUAUUUGUUCAAGUUAAAUUUGCCAGGACUCUCAGGGAAUGAUCAGUUCUACUUGGCAGCUUUAGCAGAAGUGGUAGGGUCAACUGCUUUAGAUUUCCAAGAUAUACAUGAUGGAGAAACAAACAAGGAGCACCAAGGCAGUGUGGAUGAAUGUGGUUUGAGAUUUUUGUUGGCCAUAAGACAAUACCAGUGUCUGGUCAAGACAUUACCACCUAUACAAAGGGUUUCAUUGUUGGAAAAUGGCAUUAGAACAUUUCAUCUGGUCUGGGCUUUCCAUUCAGAAUCAACACAGGAAUUGUUGUCUGCUAUUCCAUGUGUAAAAGCAGAUGAGCCAGUUUGGGAUGAGCUGAAACUCUAUGGAGUGGGAUGGUGGUUAAACAAUAUGACACAUCUUAAGGCUUUAAUGGUUAAAGUUGCCAAUACUGCUUUUAAGAAGUCCAAGAAGCCAAUGGAUGCUGCACUUUAUUAUCUUGCCAUGAAAAAGAGAACCAUUGUCAAAAGUUUGUUUAAAACUGUUCAAGAUAGCAAAAUGGAGACCUUUUUCAACCAAGAUUUUUCAAAUGAAAAUAAUUGUCGUGUGGCAAUGAAAAAUGCUUUUCAUUUACUUUCUAAAGGGCAGUACCAUCAUGCCGCUGCACUGUUCUUUUUAGCAGGAAAAGUGGAGAAUGCAGUGAAUGUGAUCCUUGACAAGCUUGAAGACCUACAGUUGGCUAUAGUGCUUUGUCGUCUGUAUGAUGACACUUUACUUGCGGAUUCUGUCCGGCAACUAUUUUAUGAAAAGAUUUUAGGCCUGGACAAAGAUGGUCGAAACUAUCAAUCUAAGCUUGCCAACCCUGAUCCUUUCUUAAGGUCCAUGGCUCUAUGGCAAUUUAAAGAUUAUGAAUCAUCACUGCAGACUCUUUUGGAAAAAAAUAUUGGAACAUCUUAUCCCCAACCUCAUGGUGACAUGGACAAGCUCUUGCAAAUAACAAGAGUAUUCAAUUUUUAUAAUUACCUGAGGACUCAUCCACUGAUCACUCGUCUCAGGCUAGCCUCAUCAUCUCUCAAACAGCGCACAGAACUCAUCACUGGUUUCACACAUACAGACACUGUGGUUUCUGAUGGCAUUACAACUUUGGAUCAGAUAACACCCUCAGAGCGUCAGCUCUUCUUUGCCACUGCUCAUGCCCACUUCCAAAAUGGAUGUCCCUUGGUGUCUAUAGAGGUUAUGAGGAAAUUGCCCAAAUGUCCACUUCUAGUGCAAGAAGACCUCCAAAAGAUGGAGUAUUUUGCCAACCGGAGGAGGAUGUCUAUGUGUGAAAUCAAUAGCACCACUGGGACAUUAGAAGAUUUGAACAUUAUGUCUCUAAAUAAAACAUCUCCUGGGGAUUCAGCUACUAAUAAUAAAAGUACAUCUUCCAACAAGGCUGAUUCUGUUGAUUGGGGCCAACCCCUUUUGAAUUCCACCAGUCAAACUGCUUCCUCUUUUGACUGGGGCUUUUCCAACCAUGUGCGUUUCAAGGAUGACCUUGACCUUGAGUUAGAUCUUGACCUUGGUGGAAGCGAUGACGACGAAGAGAAUGCUGAUGAAGACGAAGUAAAUAAAAACACCUCAGUUGAAGUUGAAAGUAGCGAUAAAAAGCAGACUGGUACAGAUGAAAAACAAGAUGAUGUUAAUCAAAUAGAUAUUAUGGCACAACAGUACAAGUUUAUCUCUUGCCUUAAGGUUCUGAGUGAAGAACUGGGCAAUCUCGCUACAGGGUUUGAAGUAGAUGGAGGGCAGCUUAGGCACCAACUUUACAUCUGGCUAGAGAAAGAAGUUGAAGUUCUCAGAGUGCUUUGUAACUAUGGUAGUAGUUUGGACUCAUCAACAUACCCUGUACCACCUGAGAAUGAAAGUAUUCUUGAUGACUCAGAAGAGACAAGUGAUGCUUUCCAAAGGAAUGCCCGCACAAUGUCAAUGAGGUCUGACACAUCUUUAGGUAAAGCUUCUCUUUAUGAAGUUAUGAAAGCAGAAAAGCAAGACCUGCAAAGUAAAGUAGCUAGAAUGAUAAGAAGAAAGGCUUGGCUCCGUUCCAAUCAACAUCUUCUACGAACUCUGGCAUCUUACUGUAUUCUGCAAGGAUCUGGAGGUGGAGGGUUAGCAUCUGUAAGGAUGGAAAUUUUGUUGCUAUUACAGGAGCUGCAACAAGAGAAACCACAACAGCAAUUGUUGUCUCCUUUACCAUUCCCUACAACACUACCAUUGCUGUCUGCCAGUAUAACCAGCAAUAGAAGUGUCAUAGCUGACCCAAUUCAGUAUCUGCAGUGCAGUAUACAGGAUCUUUUGCUGGCUGUUGUUGAGAUGCCUCUGCCACCGGGGACACAAACUGAUAUUGGAUUUGUCAGCACAAUUAGAGAUUUGGCUGUGGCUCUUUCUUCAUGUAUAUAUCAAAGCUUAUGUGAUAGUGAUUCCUUUAAUGUGGAUGCUGCUGAAGUUGGAAUCGAUGGAUUUAUCAACCCUGAAUUUUCAUAUCCAUCAAGUCAUUUGAUGGCUGGCGUUAAAAGAUAUCGUCAAAGAAGUUUGAGCAGCAUAGAGGAAGUUGUUAAUACAUCAGCAGCUAAGUGGCCUGGUGUUCCUUCACUGCAAGUACUUCUAGCCAGAGAGAGAGAUGAGGAUGCCCCCAAGAUUAACGUGAUGCUGAUUGAGUCCCUGAUAGCUGUGUAUAUGAGCUUGUUGAUCUCAGCACUUAGCAUGUAUGACCCACAGAUCAUCUACAGACUUGUGGCUAAUAAACUUGAUGGUAAAACAUGGGCAGCCUUGUUUGGUGGCGGAAACAAGACACCAAUUAAGACAGACAAAGUUAUCCCAAGACCACAAGAAAAAGUCAGCAAACAUAUUAUGAUGUUGAAUUUUAAAGUCAUGGGGAAUGCCAGUGUCUCUUCCAGCUCACCCAAUGCCCUGCCUGAAACAAAAGUCUCAUAUAAAGAAAAGUUUAUUGCACCUGAGCUCAGUAUGGUCAACUAUUUUAUGACCAAACCAUUUGUUGCCUCUGCUGAUGCCAUACUAGACUAUGAAUCUGAUGAUUCACUUGGAUCUGACGAUGAAGUUUUAUCUUCUGAUGAAGAUGAGGAUCAAGAUGAUACAAGUUCCAUUAAAAAAAAGAAGUCUUUGCGUAAGAAAAAAGUAAAUACAGAGCAUAGUGACCCAAAUUCCUACAGUUGGUGUCUCAUACGGUACUCUGUGAUCAAAUCUGUCAUCAAUAACCUAGCUGUCUUUUUUCCACAAAUUGGUACAGAGCUGUCAGAAUUACCUAAUGCAUCCCCAAAUCUUCAUGCUGUGAUGAAGGUCUUAGAACAAUGGGAAGAAAUCCUUCAGUCUCAGCUUGAUGCAUUUGGAGGUGCCCCUGAGAAUUACAUACCAGGCUUAUUUUCUGAUCUGAAUACAAUUCAAGGCAAAAGUAAAUAUGAAGCAUUAUUACAGCCUAAUAACACACCUUUUGAUUCCAUCCGGGCCACUUUACCCAUCAAAAGAUUAUGGUUUUACCUUCUUCAGCAAGAUAAACUGAAAGACAUUUUUAUCAGAUAUGUUUACCGUAAACGAAAGGAACUUGAAGAUAGUGAGAUGGGAUCAAUGAGAACAUCUAGCAGUGACUAUGAACAUCAAGUGAAAGAACCAAUGAAAAUUAUCCACAAAGAGCAGGACAUAAUUACUUCUUUUGCUAUCAACCAAGCUAAUAAUAAAUUGAUAACAUUGUCAACUCAAAAAGAGAUAGUAGAAUUAGACAUUGGCUAUCUACUUCAUCCCCCUGUUUGGUUAGAAGAUGAAAAUGAAUAUGAUAUAGAAAUGUUGAGAAACCCCAACCCUGGACCUGAGAAUCCAGAGUUUCUGGUUGUUCAGACCCCAAUGGACACCAUACAACCAUCAAGUGGUGGUCAGACACCUAGUACAUCCUACAUGCCUUCACCAAGCUCUAGUCAGUUCAAUUUACAAACUGGAAGAGGAUCCACUGUGCCUAUAUUUCAGGCUAGAACUCAUUCAAAAACGAUUACAAGAAGACCUGUGAUGGGUGUCAGACGUAUUGGAUCACACCCAACAUUGCCUCAUUAUCUUACUGGUGGUGCUGAUGGUGCUGUAAAGUUAUGGGAGUGGGGACAUAACCAGCCCCUAGCAACUUUAAGACAAUCUGGAUCUUUCCCUAAAGUGACUAAAGUUCUUUUUAAUGCACAGGGUAAUAAGUGCUGUGUAAGUGAUGUUGAGGGAAGCAUAGCUCUGUGGCAAGUUGGACUAGGCAGUAACCAUAGUAAGCCAAUUAUGGGACUGCAGUGUCAUAACAAAACUACAAGUGACUUCCAGUUUGUUGGCUCAUCAAGUUUGAUAGCAACUGCAGGCCAGUCAUCAGAACAUAAAAAUGUGUGUAUAUGGGACACAUUGCUACCUCAGAGGAGUUCUUUAGUGCAUGCAUUCCAGUGUCAUGAACAAGGAAGUCCUGCUGUUGUCUAUGCUUCACGUCAACACUUGCUCAUUAGUGGAGGAAGAAAGGGAGAAAUCUGUAUAUUUGAUUUACGUCAGCGUGUACUUAAGCAUACAUUCCAAGCUCAUGAAGCUCCAAUCAAGUGUCUAGCUAUUGACCCUGAUGAAGAUUAUUUUAUAACUGGUUCAGCAGAUGGAGACAUCAAGGUUUGGGGUCUAAAGAUUCAUCAGCUGAUCUUCUCAUUUCCCAUGGAACACAGCAAGAACACAUUUUUCAAGAAUGUCGGCUCAACCUCAGGUGUAGCCCAGGUUCAUGUGGGCCCACUGAAUCAUCUGUUCUCGUGUGGUGUUGAUGGGUCCAUGAAGUUCAGACAGUUACCUGAACGUGAACUAGUAGUGCAUCACUGGGCCUAAGUGAAAAAACAAAUUAUGUAUAAAUACAAUUUUUAAAAAUAAAUCAAUGUAAGCAGUGUUGAGCACUUAAUUAGCAUUGUGCCUACAAUCAUAUUUUUAGAGCUAAUGAUAUCACCUAUGCAAUCAUUUUGGCUUAAAGUUUAAAAAAACAAAAAAGACUAUGGUAGAUUAAAUAAAUAUGAUUAUAUGAAAGCAUAAAGAUUUUCAGGCCAAAUAAAAAUUAGAACAUAGUUUCUUUCCUAAAUUAAAAUGAAAUUUCUUAUUUUUAAAUCUAAAUUGUAGUUGAUUUUUAUUAUUUGUGUUCUAAACCUGUGCAAUAUUUCAUUGUCAAUAUGUUCAUAGACCUAUGUGUGUUAAUUGAAGUUCACUGGAUGUUGAGUUCAUUUUAACAUUUGUUAUAAUGAUUUUCAACAUUUUUGUUUUGAAACUUUCCUCUUCAUACUAAUCUGUUCAGCAUUGAAAUCUGCUUCUCUUUUAAACAAAAAUAGCUCUUUUAAUUAUCUGGAUUAUAUUAAUUGGAGCUUAUUCUUUAGUCAUGUAGAUUAACUUGGAUUUGUGGCAUUGUCUGAUUAGACAUGGAUUUUGUAGAAAGUUACCAUGUACGUAAGUAUUAAGAAAUAAAUGAUUUUAAAAAACUUGUGAGGCAAUAAAGAGUGUGCUGCUUGGCAUAAUUAGAGUUUCUAGCACUGUCUAGAAUGUCUAAUCAUAAUUGUAAUAUAUUUAGGUCAGUGCUACAGCUUAAUAAAAUUUACCAGUAGACCUGCUUUCUAAGUAUUGUGCUAUUGAUUUUUUUAAAAUGUUUCCUAACACAUAAUGUUAAUGUAUAAUUUUUUCUCACCUUUCUUCCUUUUUAUCUAUCUUUUUUUUUUUGUUAUUUAUUUAUCUUUUCUGGUGUAUGGUAAGUACCUUAUGCCUAUAAGAAAAAUCUUUAACUUUCAUAACUUUAGGCCUAUUGUAACUUCUUGGUUGUGAGUCCAGUCAUUGAAAUGUUUUGUCUGAAAAGAUUUUAAAUAAAUAUUUUUAAACUUUGAACUAUUAAAAGAAGCACUCUUACUCAUCAAUAGAUUGCAGAAAUGAAAUAAUGUGUGUUGUAAGAAAAACAUUUUAAUGACAAAAUGAAACCACUUAGCGUAAAUUAAAAAAUUAUGUGGAGCAUUUAAUAAAAUAUAUAUAUAAAUAUAUAUUUUAAAUAAGUGUUCAAUUGCAUGUUUUUGAAUGUCUGACUAGAAAUAAAAUAUAUAAAAGUAUUGUUUUUGAACUGCUAACAUUGUUUUUGUUUGUUAUUGUUUUGCAUUGCUCUGUAUUGCAAAAUGCACAGUUUGUUAAGCUAGACACAGAAUGUCAAAUUAAAUAGAGAAUACAAUUAAAAAAAGAGAGACAUAUUUAACAGACAUAAAAAUUAAAUGUGAUAGUUGCACUAAUGUGAUAAGAAUGAAGUUGGGUAAAGCUAAUUUAACUUUCUGUAGUUCAUCCAACUGUAACUUUAAAAGUAAUAUGUCCCUUGUCAUAUCAUGUUCUUCUAUUCUACUGCUUGUUUCAUGCUUGAUUAAAAUACAGUUAGGCAACCUUAGCUUAAAAAUAGUUUUAUCCCAAUGCUUGUUAAGUCGAAUCACUCAGAAAUGUUUGCUGACCUCAAGAAAUUCAUUGAACAUGUACAUUCUGGGUUUAAUGAGGCCAUCUCCAGUCAUUUCAUUUGAGAAGGUUUGACUGUAUAAAUGGAUUUUUUUUUCUCCAUCUUCAUAUUUGAUACUAAAUAUAUACAAAUAUGUAAUUGGACUUAUUUAUUUGUAAAUCACUGAUUUUGUACAAAAACAAAAUUAUAGUUUAUUUUUAAUGUACAUACAAUUAUUUCAAAUUUUGUUCAUGUCAUUGUAAUUUUUGUUUACUUGCUAUUUUAAUUUCAUUUCUUCUUCAAAGUCAGUUCAUAGUCAAAUAAAAUUCAAACAAGUUUGUAUGAUUUAAGUUUUGACCCUCAUAAUACUUUUUUUUUUUUUUUUU
Biomphalaria glabrata is the source of this 12104-nucleotide messenger RNA. RefSeq names its product dmX-like protein 2. The transcript is spliced from 55 exons. The record is from RefSeq and is a predicted model, not a curated record. Gene Ontology annotation, cellular component: RAVE complex. Gene Ontology annotation, biological process: vacuolar acidification. NCBI's taxonomy places the organism in Eukaryota, Metazoa, Mollusca, Gastropoda, Planorbidae. Gene Ontology annotation, molecular function: protein binding. The coding region runs from base 144 to 10106 and encodes 3320 amino acids.